GAGCACAAGGGAUAUUUCCAAUUUAGUGAAGUUUUAACUCUUUAAAGAGAUAAUAUAAAGUUUUUUUUUUUUUUUUUGGUUUUUGGUUUUGUUUUUUUUUGGGUGCAUAAUCAGAUAAAAAUUAAGAGAUCACCGUACACGUCGGGCAUUGACUAAAACAUCCAGAAGGAGUGGGGCCCAUGUCAUCUCAAGUAAUCCACACAACGAAAAGAAAAAAGGAAACCCAAGUCCAUAUAUCAUAUCGUAUCAUCUUCAAGGAUACUUGUACUCUGCAAAUAAUUUAUUGCCAUCAUGAAUUUCUCACGGUGGUUGCUCAUGAUAGUCGUAAUAGUAGUAGAUGCACUCAAUGGUGGAGUAGGCCAUGAAGAUUGCAGAGAAACAAGAUGUGGCCCGAGAGAACCAGCCAUCCGAUACCCAUUUCGCCUUAAAGGUAGGCAGCCAAUCCAUUGCGGCUGCCGGGGAUUUGAUGUUUCAUGCACUGACUUCAACCAGACUAUGCUUGAGUUACCAUCGUCGUCAGCUAAGGUCUUUGUUGAUGCGAUUAACUACACAUCUCAUACAAUUAGUGGAACACAACCAGCCUAUGUUCGUUUUCGUUGCUUGCCAAGGGAGUUGUUUUACAGUGAUGGUUCUUAUCCCCUUGAAUUGGUAGGCCGGGCAACCUUAUUCAGUUGUCCACCGUCAACAGUAAGAGAUGAAUAUUGUUCCAAUCGUUAUUGUUGUCUGACAAGAUUGAGCCCAUGCCAUGGCAACAAUUCUGGUAACCGUAUUUACGCUGUCAUUGAUUAUUCUUGUUCCAUUGCUGACAUGCCCCUAGUGUCUUGUACCAAGGUGCAUGACUACCCAUCAGAUCCUGCAUAUAUAUCUCAUGAGAACAUUGCAUUGUACCAAGGACCAUUUUUGUUAUUGCAUUGGUCCAUUCCAUCAUGUGAACAUUGCAAAGGUCGUAAUCUUAGAAGGACAAAUCUGAAGAUAUUAGGUAUUUGCGCACUGUGUUUAGUUCUAAUAGCGACGGGAACGACAAUCUGCUAUGUCUACAACUCAAACAAAAAGGAAAAUGAAAAUCAGCUUAGAAUUGAAAGAUUUUUGGAUGAAUACAGAGCGAUGAAGCCAAGUAGAUACUCCUAUGCUGAUAUUAAGAGGAUAACAAGUCAAUUCAAGGAAAAGUUGGGUCAAGGUGCCUACGGAACAGUGUUCAAAGGAAUGCUUUCCUCUGAGUUACUUGUUGCUGUGAAAAUCCUCAACAAUUCAAAUGAAAAUGGGGAAGAUUUCAUAAACGAAGUGGGGACAAUGUGUCAGAUCCACCAUCUCAAUGUGGUUCGCUUGGUUGGAGUUUGUGCUGACGGAUUUAUUCGUGCUCUUGUUUACGAAUACUUACCAAAUGGUUCCUUGCAAAAUUUCUUAUCAUCAGCAGACAAUAAGAAUUCAUUCAUUGGUUGGGAAAAGUUGCAAGAUAUCGCUCUAGGAAUAGCUAAAGGAAUUGAAUAUCUUCACCAAGGAUGCGACCAACGAAUCCUGCACUUCGAUAUCAAACCACAUAAUGUAUUGCUAGACCAAGAUUUCACUCCAAAGGUUUCUGAUUUCGGUUUAGCCAAGUUUUGUGCUAAGGAUCAAAGUGCAAUAUCGAUGACUACAGCUAGGGGGACCAUGGGCUACAUUGCACCUGAAAUCUUCUCAAGGAACUUCGGCAAUGUCUCUUAUAAGUCAGAUGUCUAUAGUUUUGGAAUAUUGUUGCUUGAAAUGGUUGGGGCCAGAAAAAACUUUAAAGUCAUGGAGGACUCCACUAGCCAAGUCUACUUCCCAGAAUGGAUCUAUAACCUUUUAGAGCAACGCAACGACCUACGAAUCCAUAUCGGUGACGACGAAGUAGAUGUAACAAUUGCUAGGAAACUUGCAAUUGUGGGUCUAUGGUGCAUCCAGUGGCAUCCAAUAGAUCGUCCUUCAAUGAAAGUUGUAGUUCAAAUGUUGGAAAGAGAAGGUGAGAAUCUCGCCAUGCCUCCUAAUCCUUUUGCCAGCACUUCGAGUUGAAGGAGAAUAUAAUGAACAGACCUCUACGCUGAAAAAGCAAUUGUGUCUGCAAGGAUUAUACUGCUCACUUAUGAGAAGAGUCUUCGAGUGUUCUUAUAAUUAAUAAGAUUGUUAUGGUAUUGUCGUGUGUUAAGUAGAUAGUACUAGUUAAUUAAAAAACUGGUUUGAGUUCAAUAAAUUUCAAUGUAAAGUAUUAAUUAGAUGGCAAUAAUUCAUCAAACGUUCAGUACAUGUUACAAUUGAGACUCUUAAGAUA
Messenger RNA from Prunus persica (peach), 2284 nucleotides. Its product is annotated as rust resistance kinase Lr10-like. Gene Ontology annotation, molecular function: polysaccharide binding; protein kinase activity; ATP binding. The record is from RefSeq and is a predicted model, not a curated record. Gene Ontology annotation, biological process: protein phosphorylation. The transcript is spliced from 3 exons. Lineage: Eukaryota; Viridiplantae; Streptophyta; Magnoliopsida; Rosales; Rosaceae. The coding region runs from base 292 to 2028 and encodes 578 amino acids.